AUGUGGCGGGGGGCCCGAAAGGUGUCUGUGCGGAAGCCACUAUCAGACGUGGAGACCUUUGAGAAGGAGACAGCCACAUUCCAGCUGGAGCUGUCCCAUGCCGACGUGCCCGGGGUGUGGACGCGGGAUGGCAUCCGGGUGAAACCCAGCCGGACCUGCCUGGUCAGUGCCACGGGCUGCGUGCACAGCCUGACGCUGCUGGGGCUCAUGCUGGAGGAUUCGGGCACCGUCACCUUCACCGCCGACACCCUGCGUUCCAGCGCCCGCCUGACAAUCAGAGAGCCGCCAGUUGCCAUGGUGAAGGCCCCCCGGGACGUGGGUGUCCCUGAGACAGGGGCUGCCAGCUUCGAGUGCGAGCUGUCCCGCCCCAUUGCGGAGGUGAAGUGGUACAAGGAUGGGACGGCGCUCCGAGCGGGGCCCAAGUGCCGCAUCUACUCAGUGGGCCGCCGGCGCUUGCUGCAGCUCAGCCGCUGCAGCCUGGAAGAUGCAGGGGAGUACAUGUGCGACGCAGGCGACUGCCGGGCCUCCGCCACGCUGCGGGUCUACGGUACGACGGGCCGGCCGAGGGGCUCCAGGGGUGAAAGCGGGGAGGGCUGA
Chelonoidis abingdonii (Abingdon island giant tortoise) is the source of this 597-nucleotide messenger RNA. The record is from RefSeq and is a predicted model, not a curated record. NCBI's taxonomy places the organism in Eukaryota, Metazoa, Chordata, Testudines, Testudinidae.